Messenger RNA from Phragmites australis (common reed), 2457 nucleotides. Its product is annotated as glycerol-3-phosphate acyltransferase, chloroplastic. The coding region runs from base 150 to 1481 and encodes 443 amino acids. The transcript is spliced from 13 exons. The record is from RefSeq and is a predicted model, not a curated record. Gene Ontology annotation, molecular function: glycerol-3-phosphate O-acyltransferase activity. NCBI's taxonomy places the organism in Eukaryota, Viridiplantae, Streptophyta, Magnoliopsida, Poales, Poaceae. Gene Ontology annotation, biological process: glycerophospholipid metabolic process.
GAGAAAACUUUUAAUUAAAACAAAAAAGGGAGAGGAAAAAAGCGCAAAUCGUGGAUGCUUCGUCGUCGUCCUCCUCCUCUGCCGCAGCUGGCUGGACUCGUGCGCAAAUCCCACUAGGGUUUUCGGAUUAGGUUUCUAGAACCACAUACAUGCACGCGCCGCCGCUGGUCGCGCUCGCCGGGGGCGCCCGCCCCGCCUCCCCUUCGCCUCCGCCCUGGGCGUCGUCGCGGGGCGCCAUCCUGGCCGCUCCGGCCAGGCUCCUGCGCUCCCGUCGCGGGGCCCUCCGGCUGGAAGCCAAGGCAGCGUGGAGGGCGGCCGGAGGGGGACGGGGCCCGCAGGUCCCGUCCAAGGACGCCGUGCUCGCCUCCUACAUGGGCGCCGAGGAGGUGGUGGGUUCCUCACAACUGCUCCACGAAGAGCUCAUUCUGCAAAUCAGAAAGGAACUGGAGAAUGGAAAACUGCCCGCAGAUGUUGCUAGCAGCCUGGAAGAGCUGUAUUACAACUACAAAAAUGCAGUCCUGCAAAAUGGAGAUCCUAAUGCAUAUGACAUCAUGCUUUCCAAUAUGAUGGCUCUAUUUGAUCGUGUUCUGUUGGAUGUUCAGAAUCCGUUUACCUUUCCACCUUAUCACAAAGCUAUCAGAGAACCAUUCGACUAUUACGUUUUUGGUCAGAACUACAUUAGGCCACUGACAGAUUUUAGGAACUCCUAUGUUGGCAACAUUUCCCUUUUCAAUGACAUGGAAGAGAAGCUCCGGCAGGGUCAUAAUGUCGUUUUGAUGUCUAACCAUCAGACGGAAGCAGAUCCAGCAGUUAUUGCAUUGCUUCUUGAAAAAACCAAUCCGUGGAUUAGUGAAAACAUAGUUUAUGUUGCUGGUGAUAGGGUUCUUACAGAUCCUCUUUGCAAACCAUUUAGCAUGGGAAGAAACCUCAUUUGUGUGUACUCAAAAAAGCAUAUGAAUGAUUAUCCUGAGCUAAUUGAGAUGAAGAGGAGAUCAAAUACUCGAAGCCUCAAGGAAAUGGCCUUACUUUUACGAGGCGGUUCACAAAUAAUUUGGAUAGCACCGAGUGGUGGUAGAGACCGCCCAGAUCCUUCAACACGAGAAUGGUACCCGGCGCCAUUCGAUGCAUCCUCAGUGGACAAUAUGAGGAGGCUUCUGGAGCAUUCUGGCGUUCCUGGGCACAUAUAUCCACUAUCAUUGCUAUGCUAUAAGGUUAUGCCUCCACCACAGCAGGUUGAGAAAGAGAUUGGUGAGCGAAGGAUGAUAUCCUUCCACGGAGUAGGCCUAUCAGCAGCUGAAGAAAUAAAGUAUGGGGAUAUUACUGCUCGUACCAAGAAUGUUGAUGAGGGCAGGGAGCUAUUCACAAAGACUUUGUACGACUCAGUUGUUCAUCAGUAUAAUGUGCUCAAGGCUGCUAUAUUUAGAGAUCGUGGAGCAGCUGUGUCAAGCCCUGUCAUAUCACUCUCGCAACCAUGGCAAUGAAUGUUAGCUUUCUCAGUUUUGUUCGAUACUGACCUGAGUUUCAGUCCCUUCUAUUUAUUGGCUGCACAAAUACUAGUUUGGUAGGAUCCAUUAAGUAUGAUUGAAAUUUUUUGAAUACCUCAAAAUCCCCUUGUUUUAGUUGUUGAUCUGCCAAUGUCGUCACCCAUGCCGUUGCCCAUGCCAUUACAUAGAUUUCAUGAAGUCAGGUUUAUGCUUAUUGAUCCAUUGAUACGGUUGAUACUUGAUUUUUGCUAGAAUACCCCUUGAAUGUUAUUCACUCGAUGUACUAGGUAGUUUGUCCACUGACCUUGAGCAUUGGCACACAGCGAUCUCAUAUUUUUGUAUGUUACGUCUAGCGUUGUAGUCCUUUUUAGGAGUGUCUGGUUUUGUAGUUAACUAAUUAUAGUUAUGAAAUGAGCAUUAUGGCCUUAGUCCCCCCAACAAGCAACUUGUUUCAUCCCUCAUUUACAAGAUAAUUUCUUCACUGACAAGAACUUAUGUGAUGGAUGCCGUAUCAAAUAUUCAACAAUUUUCAGCUCCGGAUCCACCGUGAAGCUACCUUCCUUUCUUUUUGGAAGAGCAGAUGAACUGCUAUGGUGCAACUAUGCAAAUUUCGCUGGGAGAAAUUCUUAAACUUUGGUAUCAGUAUCACCAAACUUUAUUGAUCAUGGAGGGGCUCGUUACUGUCCUGCUGAUCCUGUCUAGGGCGAUGAUUUUACGCAGCUGGAGCUGGAUCCCAGCAGCACAUCGUUUGUGCAUAGGUAUUACCGUGUCAGAUGACCAUCACAGUAAUGCUGAAUGUGGCUAUUUGCACACCUUGUACCUGCUUGUGAACACAAGCAUUCCAGCAUGCGGUUUUCUGCGGUUAAAGUUUACUUUUAUUUUUAAUUUUGUUCCAUGUAUAUAGAUUUGAUUCUUUUUUGCUCCAAAUUUGGAGCUAAAAGCAGCAGGUGUGAUAUGUGCCCUAGUUGAAUUU